Amblyraja radiata (thorny skate) is the source of this 663-nucleotide messenger RNA. RefSeq names its product eukaryotic translation initiation factor 5A-1-like. The record is from RefSeq and is a predicted model, not a curated record. Gene Ontology annotation, molecular function: RNA binding; ribosome binding; translation elongation factor activity. Lineage: Eukaryota; Metazoa; Chordata; Chondrichthyes; Rajiformes; Rajidae. The transcript is spliced from 5 exons. Gene Ontology annotation, biological process: positive regulation of translational elongation; positive regulation of translational termination. The coding region runs from base 44 to 514 and encodes 156 amino acids.
UUGCCUUCUUCCGCUGCAGCAACGCCCGACUCAGAAUUCCAAGAUGACCGACCACGCCGACGUGGACUUUGAGACCGGCCACUCUGGAGCCUCCACCACCUUCCCCAUGCAGUGCUCCAGCCUGCGCAAAAACGGCUUUGUCGUGCUGAGGAACCGCCCCUGCAAGAUCGUGGACAUGUCCACCUCCAAGACAGGCAAGCACGGUCACGCCAAGGUUCACUUGGUAGGCCUCGACAUAUUCACCUCAAAAAAGCACGAGGAUAUCUGUCCCUCCACCCACAACAUGGACGUUCCCAACAUCAAGAGAAGUGAUUACCAGUUGAUCGAAAUCCAGGACGGCUACCUGACUCUGCUGUCUGAUGCCGGGGAAUUACGUGAGGAUUUGAAGCUUCCCGAGAAUGAUUUGGGAAAAGAGAUGGCCACGCGUUUUGCCAGCGGGGAAGAAUCAGUGGUCACAGUCAUCAGUGCCAUGGGAGAAGAAUGUGCUAUCGCAAUCAAGCUGAUGAGCAAGUAACUGCAACAUAGGACUUCGGCUUCUGGUGAAACCGCCUUGCCCCAGGCCUGGGGUAUGGAAGACAACCUGUUAUUUCAACAAGAAUGCAUCAAAAGUAUAAUUUAAAAAAGGACAAAAAAAAAAAACAAAAAAAAAAAUUUGCAAGCGAA